AUGAGGAAAGGGACCGGUAUUCUGAGAGGGAUCGAGGCCGGAGGGAUAGAGAUAGAGGCUGUGGUGGGGACAGAGAAGAGCUGGACGAGGAAGCAAAGGCUGAAAAGGAGCGACUACGUGAUCUUCAGGAAAGAGACGAAUUUGCAAAGCGCCUCAAAGAGAAGGAUGAGGAGAAGACCAAGAAGUUGGUUGAAGACCGGUCAUCCACGAAGGAAGGUAAACAGCUCGCUCAACGGAGAGCUUUGGCAGAUGACGCUGCAGCUCGAGCUGCGGCCCUUCCAGACUUGA
Molecule: messenger RNA, 288 nt
Organism: Tuber melanosporum (Perigord truffle)
Lineage: Eukaryota; Fungi; Ascomycota; Pezizomycetes; Pezizales; Tuberaceae
Exons: 2
Coding region: 1-288 (95 amino acids)
Source: RefSeq, a predicted model, not a curated record